Messenger RNA from Frieseomelitta varia, 8033 nucleotides. RefSeq lists its product as uncharacterized. The transcript has 7 exons. The record is from RefSeq and is a predicted model, not a curated record. Bases 517 to 2658 code for a protein of 713 amino acids. NCBI's taxonomy places the organism in Eukaryota, Metazoa, Arthropoda, Insecta, Hymenoptera, Apidae.
UCUUCUCCUUCUCCCUUUGCAGAACGUCCCGUCGCACUAAUAAUUCGUGAGUACGUUGCGGUGAUGUUGAGCAUUCCACCUGCCAACAGCAACCGGGCACAUCCCCCCACCUGGUGGUACCGGCAGGAAAAGUGGCCGCACGCCUUGCAAUCCCAGCAUUUCUGUGUUGGUUGUGGCCGUGAACGGGGCUCAAGUCCAAGGGCACGCGAGGGAGAGAGAGAGAGAGAGAGAGAAAGAGAGGGAGAGAGAUAGAUAGAUAGAGAGAGAGAGAGACAGAGAUAGAGAGACAUAGGUGGCAAGAAGAGGGAGACAGAUAAGGAAAGAGUAAAAGAGAGAAAGCCAUCGAGUGCUACGACAGUCUAUCUUGCGUGAGAGAUCCGCCACGUCUUGUCGUCGAUCUACCCUGGUUCCAUCAGCCAACCGUCCCAGUCAACGACACUCGACCAAGAACUGAUUCACAAGUGCCAGCCAUUGCCUUAACACUGUUGAAGAUCGCGAAACAGGUGGAGCGGCACGAUGACAAGACUCAUCACGGCGUUGCUGGUGCUGCAGGCUAUGGCGAGGUUGGGUCGCGUGGCGGCGGCGGCGGAGUCGACGCACGCGGCUGACCAGCAGCAGCCAGCCCCUUCCGCGGUGCCGUCGGGGCUUUCUGGGCCAGAUUACACGGGGCCAUCCGCCGGUUCCGACGAGUGCGACCCAGAAAUGGUGGGCUUCGAGCUGGUGACCGGCUACGUGUUCACUGCGCCCACGAACAUGCUCGAGUCCAUACCUGGUACGCUGAUGCUCACCGAUUGCUUGGAGACCUGUCAAGCGAACGAUUCCUGCCAGGCGGUCAACUACGAGACCGGCCUGUGCGUUCUAUUCAGCUCGAACGCCGACAGCAACCCAGGUGCUCUCUCGCAGUCCCAGUUUCCAGUAUUCACGAUUUACGCUCAGAAGAGCUGCUUGGCUGUGAAACCAUGCGAGCGUGCCUGGUGCAUCGACAGGGUCCAGGGGCAUCGUCUUCAGGGGCACACGCGCAGAACAAUGAACGCCUCCUCGCGGCAACACUGUCUGGAGCUCUGUUUAGGCGAGAGAGACUUCCUGUGCCGGUCUGCCAACUACGCGAACUCGACGAAACAAUGCGAACUCUCGGACAUGGACCGGUUAACCGUCGCCGGGUCGAGCGCUUUCCAAUCUGCUAAAGGUUUCGAUUAUCUGGAAAACCACUGCGUGGACGAGCCGGUGAAACUUUGCGAAUUUAAGAAACUAUCCGGCCGUAUCUUGAAAACUGUGGACUCUGUGUACCAGGACGUUGGCAGCUCCGAGGAAUGCCGGGAGCUUUGCUUGAAUUCGCCGUUCCGUUGCCAUUCUUACGACUACGGCGACACCGGCGACAUGGUGUGCCGUCUUAGCCAUCAUUCCAGAGCUACCCUGUCGGACAUUCAGGAGCCUUAUCUCGACGUGCCAGAGGGCUCGACCUACGAACUGAGCUCGUGCUACAACGUGACGAUCGAUUGCCGGGCCGGUGACAUGGUGACGAGAAUCCAAACGAGCAAAUUGUUCUACGGCAAGGUGUACGUGAAAGGCUCGCCGAAUUCGUGCGUGCAAGACGUGAAGGGCGCGCUGGAGUUCGAGCUGCGAAUGGCUUACGACGAUUUGGAGUGCAACAUCAGGCAACAGGGUUUGGGCCGUUACUUAAACGACGUGGUGAUCCAGCACCACGACACCAUUGUCACCAGCUCGGAUCUCGGGCUGGCCGUCACCUGCCAGUACGAUCUCACCAACAAAACAGUAUCGAACGAGGUGGAUCUUGGCGUGCACGGUGACAUAACGCCCGCGUUGUCCGAGGAAGUGAUCGUCGACUCGCCGAACGUCGCCAUGAAGAUCACCGAUCGCAGCGGAAACGAAGCGAUCCCGUCAGCCGAAGUCGGCGAUCCCCUGGCGCUCAAGUUCGAGAUCCUCGACCCUAACAGCCCGUACGAGAUCUUCGUACGCGAGCUGGUGGCUAUGGACGGCGUGGACUCCAGCGAGAUAGUCUUAAUUGACUCGGAUGGCUGCCCCACCGAUCACGUCAUCAUGGGCCCGCUCUACAAGUCCGCUACCACCGGCAAGAUUCUGCUUUCGCACUUCGACGCCUUCAAGUUCCCGAGCUCGGAGGUGGUUCAAUUCCGCGCGUUGGUGACACCGUGCAUGCCGACUUGCGAGCCGGUGCAGUGCGAUCAGGAGGAAGCGACCGGCGAGCUCCGUUCCGUCAUUUCCUUUGGCAAACGUCGCCGUCGCCGCGCCACCGACACAUCGUCCCACAACCGCGAGGAUCUCCUUCUGGUGCAGUCGAUUCAGAUCACGGACAAGUUCGGGUUCGAGCACGACGGCAAGACGUCGAACGCCAGCUCGGCGACCAGGGACACGGUGUUCGUAGAGAGCGAGGACAUCACGUCGACGAUGGGCAUGUGCAUCAACCUCGGCGAGGCGAUCGUCGCUGGCACCGUGUUCCUCGUCGCCCAGAUCGCCAUCAUCGCCGCGUGGACCUUCACCUGGCAGAGACGCCGCCAGAUGCUAAAGCAUCAGGAAGCUCUCUCGGUCUCGGUUUCCGUUCCUGGAAUGCAUUCCGUUCCGGGACGCACCGACAGCCUCUGUAAGUUGUACGACACCGGAUAUUCGCCGCGCCGUUUUUGAAUAGCCUUCGUUUCCUGCGCUGCCGUCCUUCAAUCUCUUGGUCUUCCUCCGCUGCCGACGUCGCCAACCUCCACGACACUUCCCAGAGAAAUCCUUUCGUCGAGCAGAAGAAGAGUAAUCUUCUUCGUUUCUCGAACGUUAUUUCCCGGUUUCUGCCACAUGAUGCAGAGUCUCGCAAAGUAAUUCGUCUCCGUUUCUUGCGCGAAACACUCGGCAAAGAAAGUAAUGUCACGCGUAAUUUUUUUCUAGAAAUUAACAUUGAGAAUUUCGUGGUAUAUUGAAGAGAAUCUCUGGGAGUGCUGGAGCAAUCCAAUUGACAAUGUUAACUACUGGCGCAGCAGAUUCGUUGCCUUGUAAUCGGGAUCCGUGCAAAUUCUAGAGUAUUCGGUGUGGCUUCGAAUCGAUACACCCGGGCAGAUAGAAGAAUUUUUAUUUCUUUUUUUUUUUCUUUUGUUUUUUGUUUUUUUUUUUGGAAGAAUCAGACAUCCAGACGAAAACCUGCCCGUCUGAUCGACGACACUAUCGUGCUCUCUAUCAUGUAAGAAUUAUACUUCUCCCCUGCUAUUCCCCCGAGGAUAAACGAUCGAUGCUCGAUAAAAAAAAACCCCCCGUUUUUUUAAUUAUAUCGCGUUUCGUCAACGUCGAAAAAUCGAACAAAAAAAUCACGGCUGAAAUUUCAAUCAACCAGGCCUGGCCUUCCACGAUCGCUGAUCUCUUCUUUGGAGGGAACCUUCUCACGCGACACGCGGAACUAAACACACGCGACAAAAUCCAGUCUAAGAAGCCAGUUUGAAAAAUAAAACACUUGCACACGUAUGAUUUGCAAUAAUCUUGCUUGAGAGUAACAAACUCCUUUCAGAGGAAAUCACGGGUUGAAACAAAAGCUGGCGAAAAUAGUUUAACGAACAAUUCAGAGUGAGGAGGGGCGUGGGGGUGGGAGGGGGGAUUGAUUAUACGGUGGCAGUCGGAAGGGAUUACGCGAUCAAAGGAGGCCGCCUCGAUCGAUUAUCCCGUGGCAGCUUCGUCAUCUUUCAUUCAUAACCGCGCAUAAUCUGCCCUGAUGUCUUCUUGCGACAUUUCCUCCCCCCUCCCCUGUGUUCCAUCCACCCCGUACUUCCUCGUACUUCUUUUCAUCUCGUCGUGCGUGAAACGCGAGAGACAGGAUAAAGCGGAAUAAGCCGAAGCGGGGCCGAGGCGUGGUUGGACUCGAAGGUGAUGGAGGUCGACGUGUACUCGGCUGCGUCGGCCAGGACGGCACCGGUGCGGACUCUAAUUAGCAUUGGGAAUCGAGCAUGAUUAUGCAGAUGCUCCGAGUGGGAUAUCAACAGGAGGGUAGGGCCGAGGGAUGGGGAGGUGGGGGAGGGUCGGAGGGUGGUGGUUGAAACGGAACAACUGGAAACAGUAGGAGACAGCGGUAGGAACUAGCGGCGGAUGGUUGAGUGGGGGAUGCAACGCGCGUCAAGGGGCUGGCGGAAGGUUAAUUGCCUCUUGUGGCGUCUCGGGGUUAAGCUAAGCUUGGUCGGGGUUAGACGAGAAUUCGGGAGCAAGAAGGAAGCCGGUGGAACGAGACAGCGAACGACGUUGGGAUCGCGUCAAGGAUAGAUGCUACGUGGGGCAAUAGAGGCCAGGAUCGUAUAACCCUUCCGUACCCUUUCCGAUUUAACCGUAACGUGGCCAGAUUUCGGCCAUCCGUGUCGAUGUCAGGUUAAUUUACAUCCGCGACACGUGAGCUUAUCAAUCUGGCCCGGAUCCGACGCGCUCCGAUGGCUACGAGUUACGUCCAAUCAACGGGACGAGUCUUUGAUGUCGGCCGUAAGUGCAGACAGAGAGUAGUUCGCUCGUUGUUUCUUCCUCGGUUGCAGUGGUUGCGUAAACAAAGUUAUUAAUAUCGCGAUGAGAGAUCCUCCCCGGGAGGGGUGAACGAACUUUUAUACCGCGUUUUAAAAUAGUUUCGAACUUAUUAUCCAAGAAAUAUGCGCGCACCGGGCAGAGAGUCGAUUCCAACCGAGUAGCCUGGACUUUCUGUUGAAGUAUUCGAACUGGUUAUUAUCGCGGAUAUAUGCUCCGGUGAAAAUUUCGGCAACUGGUGUUACCGCGGUGGUCGCGCGGACGAACGCGGUUUACGUCGAGUCAAGUUAUUUCGAAGCGUUUUCGCUAGCUACAGCGCGGAUCCGAGCUCGGCCGGAGGAAAGUUACAGAACGGCGAGUCGAUCUUAACUUCGAAAGGUAGAUCCAAACGUGCAAACGGUUGUCGGUACAAUGUACUGGCCGAGGAGAGACGGUUCGGAUCGGAUCGGUUGUACCUCGCGGAGAAUUGCUGUUUAACAUAACAAGCCUUGGGACGGAACUUGCUGCCAAAACUGUAGUAGCCGGUCUCGAAGUUUCGUUCGGCGGAAGGAGAAAUUCUACCAACGAGAUCUAGCGAGCGAGGGUAAAACAGAGGGGAUCUAUGACAGAGGAUUCGGCGAUGGAUAGAAGGGAGGGACGCGCGCGCGAUACGUCGGAUAAAUUUAAAUCGGUUAGCCGCCGCUUGCCGCUGGGACUUUAUCGAUUUCAACGGAGCACAAAGGCGCCGGGAUGGGAUCGAGUUAAUUGAGAAACUUGAAAAUUUGAAUACGCUCGUCAAGACAAAUGGAGAGGGUGGAAAGAGAGAAGAUAAAGACGGGCGAAGUGCGAGUGGUUCCCGAUUAGUAUGGAACGUUUGCGUUUUAGUUAACCGAACUUGGGAUCGUUCCUCUGUUCGACAUUUGUCUAUCGACGGCGACGAACUUGCCGCGGACCAUCUGGCGCAGUUUCUCUCUGUUCGUCCGCGUGUCUCUCUUGCUCUCUUCCAUUCGGUCUGCGCCUCCUUGCUUCGUGCGAAUAUUUGGAAUUCGUAACGCAGAAUGUCUCUCGUUAUUCUCGGUACGGUGAACGAAUGAUUUAUAUCCAUCUUUUAGUGAUUUCACAAGUCAGGAUUUUCAACGUGCAACGCGGCGUCGUUUUUUCUGUUUUUUUUUUAUUUUUUUAUUUUUAUUUUAUUUUUUUUUCAUUUCACCACGGUAAUCCGAGGCGCGACGCGCGAUGCUCUUGGCGGGAAAUGACAGCGAAACGGGGAGGGAGGGGAGGGAGGAAAAAUGUCAACAGUCGGAGAUAUCGAGCUUGCGUUGAAAGGACGCGCGCUUUAAUUAUUGGUACUAAUUGCCGUGGAGAUUGCUAGGCUUUCGCUCACUUUUGAUACAAUGGAAACGCGACGCUAAAUGGAAUUUCUCUUUUCAAUCGAAUGGCAUUGAUUGAAAACAUAGAAUAUGGGUGUGACGUAGUUCUCUCUCGCUAGCCAUUAGAGCACGUUAACCGGAGCUAUUGUGCGGAACGUCCGACACCGGCGUGGCACGAAACCGCGCCGCUCCUCCCGCUUCGGCUUCCUGCCCAUUUCACAUACGUAUAAAUAUCAGCAAACAUGUACACAUAUUAUACAAUUAAUAAGAUGCCAACCGACGGUGCCUACACGCGUUAUCAAUAAGCGACGCGACUUUUUUUCUGUUUUUUUUUUUCUUUUUUUCUUUCCUUUAACGAACUUUAUCUUACACUUACGAAAUAUGCUAAGGAUUUUUCGCUAACGCUGACGUAGUAUAUCCAAUUUGCUUGUGGUGAGAGGGUAGAGCCAAUUCUAUUUUUUUUUUUUUUCUUUCGUAUAAAAACCGUUCGAACAACCUAAUUGUACGAACGACGAUUGGAAUCGCGGGCCGCGAACGCGCACGCGCGAGCGUGAGUGACUCGCCGCUCGCGAUCGUUUAAAGGUAUCAUCCUAGCGCAUACGCGAGAGCAUACGAGAUGGUGCAUGAAGAAUUUCGUUCCUUCUCGCUGGAGGAGACGACCCGGAAAAAAACAGACAGAGAAAGAGAGAAAGAAAAACGAUUUAUUGCUCGCAGCAAUGCGAGGGGGUCUGAGAUUUUCUCGCGCCAUCUUGUAGAAGAAAACAGCAUUUUCAAGUAGUUCUGUAGAAUGACACCCGAGCACUUUUCAUCGACUUGAUCGAACGCGGCCCGAUCGUCGCCGAUAAGAGCGUCUUGGCCAGCCAGCAGCGCGUUUGAUUCUCAAGUCAAUGGAAACUGCAUCGUUUCUAUCGUCGAUAAGGUCACUUAUGAAGUAAUUUUCCCACUAUUAAACGCGUAUACGAUGGAAGUAAAAUCGUGCAAGCAUGUAUCGUCAUUUGAUCACGUAAUUAAGAUUAAGUUAACGCGGCCUGCGAGCGAGCAAGUUGCAGGAGCCGCGGUGAAACGAUUAAUAUUAGGCUCGAGGACGAUCGCUCUCUCGAUGAUAACGCCGAGGAACACCACUUCUGCAGCGUUAAACUCCAACCGACGUUGGGGAAGGGUGCUCGGCGCUUUCGCGCGUAAGAAGUUUGCCUUUCCCGACCUUUCCCCUUCCCACCUUCCCGCCCGUCCUCUUUUCUUUCUUCCUCCGCGCUUCCUUCGUCUCGUCCUUCUUAAUGAGCCUUAUAUUCGUAGCCUCGCCUUCUUUAUCGCGAGUGUUCACAAGUGUGCAGAGACGUCGGUGCUUGUCCUCGAGCCUGAGGUGCGCGCCUACUCCGUCGUAAGCUUGAAAAGCUCGAGUCUGUUCUGUACCUUGACAAGCGUGCAUGUUUCCCUACCUUUUCUCUCUCCUCCUCCCUCCCAUUUCCUAUCCUCACCUCACCGCACCCGAGAUUUUCCCGCUUCGAAAUGAAAAAAAAAAAAAAGAAAAUAGAAAAGAAUAAAGAAUGAGAAGAAAAAGAACGUCGGCCAAACGAUUCAUCGCGAUCACGCGAGUCACGUACAGAGCUUACCCGACGAUCGAGCGUUUUUUUUUUUUUUUUUUAUAUAAACACGCGCACCAACCAUAAUGGCUUAUUUAUUUUUUACGUUUAACGUAUACCGCCCUUCAAGAAUACUCGUAUCUUGUCACGUUUUGUCAUUGUGUUUUUUUUUCCAUUCCCUUCCCUUUUCUUUAUUAUUAUUACUUACUUUCUCUCUCUUUCUUUUUUUAAAUUUCUACUCUUGCGCGUCCAUGUCUAGCAUGUAGGCUAACCACGUUCUAGCGACGUUAAUUCGGACGCAAUGCAGCGUGCGCGCGCGUGCACACCCACGUAGUAUGUACGAUAAAGACAGACAAUAUCGGAACGAGCAUUGCGACGGAACGAAUUAAUCCGUCCAGCAUGGAACAUUCUGAUGUAAGUGUACGCGCGUUCAAUUAACUCUUCGUUAUUUUUAUCUCCAUCUAUCCCCCCUCCACUUUUUUAUACCACAAUAUCAAGACGUCACCCUUUUGGCUAAACUUCGUAUACUUCAGUACCGUAAUCACAUGUUGUACAUAGCAUAUAUGGUACAGAGAAAAUAAACUCAUUUUAUAACGAA